Molecule: messenger RNA, 649 nt
Organism: Chaetomium fimeti
Lineage: Eukaryota; Fungi; Ascomycota; Sordariomycetes; Sordariales; Chaetomiaceae
Product: DASH complex subunit Dad1-domain-containing protein
Exons: 3
Coding region: 108-422 (104 amino acids)
Cellular component (GO): DASH complex; mitotic spindle pole body; mitotic spindle
Molecular function (GO): microtubule plus-end binding
Source: RefSeq, a predicted model, not a curated record
ACCGAACCCACUCACUGCCUUGAGCUACCGAACUCGUCACGUCACGGUAUCGCGUCUGGAUGAAACAACCCCCCUCCUCCCCACAGUAGAGUGAGACAACAACCACGAUGGCCUCCCAGCAGCAACGCUCGGCCUCGGUGGCGGGCACGAGAGAAAAGACAUACUUUGAGCAGCAGAGGGAGGAGUUGGUGGGGGAGAUUGCCAUGAGCUUUGAGCAUGUGCUCGCCAACAUCAACAAGCUGAACCGGUCGCUCGAGGCCGUUAUCGCCGUGGGCAACGAGUUCUCGUCCGUCGAGGCGCUGUGGUCGCAGUUCGAGAAUGUCAUGGCCAAGGAGGAGCCCGAAGAGGACAGGGGAAAACAGGAAGAGCGGGGCGAUAGCCAGGAAGAAGCCGAUCGAGUGAAGGUGGAGGGAAGCGAGUGAUAUGGGAAAGGUGGAGUAGACUGGUAUGCAUUAUGAGAAACGGCGCGAGAAAAAUCAUGCUACGGGGAGAAGACAUGUCGGUUUAGUGAUACCCAAUACGUUCGGCUAGUCAAGAGAGACAUUGGAUCAGUUCACAGUGCACAUGAAAAGACUGCAUGUGGAAGUUUGCUUCUUAUAUUCCAUAGCCCUAUCCCUAAUCAACAAACAACAAGACGGGAAAUCCUUUG